AUGGAGAUCUUCUCGCCGGUUCCCCGGAAGCCAAACCAAGACAGCCAAUCUGCUCAGUCCAAUCACCUCCACCAGCAACUCCUCUCUCAGAUUGAAUCUCUGAUCACACAAGCCGAAAACCUUUCUGCUAACUGCCAUUCCUUACCAGAAACAAUCUCCACAGAUCUCCGCCAAACCCUAACUCACCUCACUCAACUCCUUCCUUUCCCUAACUCACUCAAGCUCCAAAUCUGGAAGAACGCCUACCGCCUUUGGAAUGCCUGCAUCGACAUCUCCAACGCCGCUUCCAUCCGCCCUUCCUCCUCCUCAUCCAUUGUCGAUGACCACGCCAAGCUCCGUCACAUCGCCGCCGAUAUGCUUUCCGUCGCUGGAGACGCCACCGGCGUUCCCUCUCCUGCCAUCAAAUCCGCCUCUUUCUACCUCAAGACCGGCCGCAUCUGGCAUGAUCUGAGAAAAUUUGAUCUCGCUUCCUCCUGCUUCGAGAGAGCCACCGAUAUCGUUUCAAAGCUCGAUAUCGCCACACUAUCUGACACCGGAGAGAGAAAACUGCUGUUAGAACUAAAUCUAGCUAGAUCUCGGACUGCCUGGGAGAUAUCGGAUCGAAAUCUCGCGAUAACACUGUUAAAUCGGGCCAAAACUCUCCUGUUCGGGUCAUCAGAUCACUACAAACAGCUGGCCAAUCAAUACUUGAUAUUUGGAAAGAGCGUGUUAUCAAAAAACAACGAUACCGUUAGCAGUUUAAAUGAAGCGUUGAAGCUAAUGAACGAAUCUCUGGAUUUAGGUGAGAAAGGAUCCAGCGCAGCGAGAACACGAGAACAAAUCAUGGAACUCAAGGAGUUACGAUCGAAAUCACUCCGGUUCAUCUCGGCCGUUCAUUUACAAAAAGGAGAGUACGAGAGUGUGAUUAAAUGCGUUAAGGUAUUGAGAGAGGGAGAUUGCAGUGGUGUUGGUGGGGACCAACAUGCUAGUCUCCCUGUUUUGGCAAUGAAGGCUUGGUUGGGGUUGGGGAGGUACGGAGAGGCAGAGAAGGAGCUGAGGGGCAUGGUUGUAAAUAAGGGAAUUCCUGAGAGUGUGUGGGUUUCGGCAGUGGAGGCGUACUUUGAGGCUGCGGGGACUGCAGGGGCAGAGACGGUGAAGGGAUUGUUUUUGGGACUUUUAGGAAGGUGCCAUGUGAGUGCCAGAGCUGCAGUCAGGGUGGCGAAUAGAGUGGUUGGGUGUGGUGGUGGUGGUGGAGAAGGGUCGAUAGUAAGGACUAAAGUGUUGGCAGAGUUGGUGUCUGAUGAGAGAGUGGUGGCGCUUUUUGCUAGCGAGGCGGCUGCUAAGGAGAGGAAGGCUAUGCAUGCUGUUCUUUGGAACUGUGCUUCAGAACAUUUUAGAUCAAAAGAUUAUGAGACAAGUGCAGUGAUAUUUGAGAAAUCACUGCUUUAUAUACCACAUGACAUAGAGAACAGAAUUCUCCGAGCUAAGGGCUUCAGAGUUUUGUGUCUAUGCCAUCUUGGCCUCUCUCAACUUGAUCGAGCCCAAGAAUACAUUAACGAGGCUGAAAAGCUUGAACCCAACAUAGCAUGUGCUUUUCUUAAGUUCAAAAUCUGUCUGCAAAACAACGACCAUAAUGGUGCUAUUAAUCAGGUCCAGGCAAUGAAAACUUGCUUUGAUUUCACUCCAGACUUUCUCUCCCUGUCAGCUCAUGAAGCUGUUGCUUGCCGUGCUCUUCCUGUUGCUAUUUCCUCUCUAUCCAGUCUCCUGAACUUCUACACCUCGGGAAGACCCAUGCCAACAACAGAAGUUAUAGUGCUACGCACAUUGAUCACAAUCCUCAUUCAAGACCCUGGAAACGAGCUAGAAGUCCUCGAAUUCAUGAAAAGGGCUCAUGACCGAGCAUCUGAACUUGGAACAGGGUGCUUUUUUGGAAAAGAAGAGGCUGGCAGACGAGAAAAAAAUUGGUUUGCUGUGACUUCGUGGAACAUUGGGACUAAAUGUGGGAAGGAGAAGAAAUAUGAAUUAUGUGCAGAAUUUUUGAGACUGGUAUCAGGAUUUUAUGGUGGUCUGGUUGAUUGUCAAGACGAAGAAAACAGAGUUAUGGUCUGCAAGUCAUUGAUAUUGUCUGUCUCAGCCAUGGUGGCUUCAGAGAAUCAAAGGAAGACUGCAUUGACGGAAUCUGAAGCGAAACAAGCUGUUGAACUGCUAGACAAAGCAGAUAAGAUCCUAACUUCAAUCUCAGCAGGAACUCAACUAGGUGGUGACGAAAUUACCACCGUUGAGCCAGACCUCAUCUUCAUGUACACCUUCAAUGCCUAUGAUAUAUAUGGUAGACUUGAUAAUUUUGGGCCCCAUAAACAGCUCCACCUUGUAAAGAGUUUGGCCAGCUUGAAGGCUUGCAAUCCCAAGUACCUUCUUCAAAUUGGUCUUAGCGCCUCCCAGGGUCCACGGUCUAACCCUGAAGUAGCCAGCUUUGCUCUAAACGAGUGCCUUUCAGCUCUCCUUUCUUCCUCACCGGACUAUCAGGAUGUUGCUCUUAUAGUUCGAAGACUGAUUACAUUAGCAAGCAUUCACAAAGGUGAUUCAGAUGAUGAUGCCGUGCAUAAGCUGUACAAGCAAGCUUAUCGGAUAAUGGUUGGGUUAAAGGAAGGUGAGUAUCCCACCGAGGAAGGAAAAUGGCUUGCAAUGACUGCAUGGAAUCGGGCAGCAGUGCCAGUGAGGCUGGGGCAAGUUGAUGCGGCUCGGAAGUGGAUGGAUGCUGGGUUGGAGCUUGCAAGGAAGGUUUCAGGGAUGGACACUUACAGGGCCUGCAUGGAGGAUUUUGUUACUGCUUUUAAUAAGAAAUUUCUUUCGCACAAUGAUGGUUAA
This is a messenger RNA of Dovyalis caffra, 2847 nucleotides long. The record is from the annotation of a GenBank genome assembly. Lineage: Eukaryota; Viridiplantae; Streptophyta; Magnoliopsida; Malpighiales; Salicaceae.